GUUUCUUCUCCUCUAUACGUAAAACAUACAUCUCACUGAUCUGAGCUUCAACAUUCAAACUUUACUCUCACACUGUCCUAUCUACAAAUCUCAAAGCAACUCCUUUGGGUUUUUGGCUUUAAAUCAUCAUUUCAUCAUCAUUAAUCACUAAUUCACCAUUCAACAUAAACCCCUACUUUUUCAUUUUUGGCUUUCAGGUUCCAUUAAUGGACUGAAUCAGUCAGUCAAAACUCAGGUUUCAAGUGGAAAAUAUCAUAGCUUAAGCAUGUCGAGAGAGAGCUCCAGUUUUCGAAUAAUGGCUCGAAAUGCUCAUUCGAGGAAUCCACAAGACGAAGCAAACGAGAAUGAAUUCGACAACACGCUGAAUUCAGCUCACUUUCCACCUCCAAGAACACCGUUAAACACAAUUCCAGAUCCGUGUCAGUAUCGCAGAGAGACUCAUGAAUACGAUUUUGAUUCUAAGGAUAAGUUUGAAACUGCUCGAGCUGGUAGAGUUUCAGGCAAGAAACUCGAGGCCGUGGACAGAGCUGCAAGUUAUGCGACGCCUAGAGUUUCCAAUCGUCAAGGUAAAGUGCAUUCAGAGUCAAACUCUGCACAGAGCACUCCAGCAAGAAGUGGCUCCAGAGCUUCUCUGGGAGGAGCAACGGUAGCUUAUACAGCUGGGACAAAAAGCACGUAUUUCACUAGAGGAAAAGAAGCAGGCUCUACUUAUAGGCUUUCAAGAGGGAUUUCGCUGGAAAAUUCUGAUUUUUCGGUGGAAGUUCCGCAUUUUGAGUUAGAUGAAGAUGCCUCAUUCUGGGCAGAUCACAAUGUACAGGUUUUGAUAAGAUUUCGGCCACUUAGUAACGUUGAGACAAUUUCACAAGGAUAUGGGCGGUGUUUGAGGCAGGAGAGCGAACAGACAUUAGUGUGGCUUGGUCAUCCUGAGACUAGAUUCACCUUUGAUCAUAUAGCCUGCGAGACCAUAUCACAGGAAAAGCUAUUCAGGGUUGUCGGACUGCCUAUGGUGGAAAAUUGCAUGUCUGGAUAUAAUAGCUGUAUGUUUGCUUAUGGCCAGACAGGUAGUGGCAAAACGUAUACUAUGAUGGGUGAGAUAAACCAGCUUGAAGGCAACAUCAGUGAAGAUUGUGGGAUAACCCCUCGCAUAUUUGAGUAUUUAUUUUCAAGGAUAAGAAUGGAAGAGGAGAGUAGGAGAAAUGAGAAGCUGAGGUUCAGUUGCAAAUGCUCCUUUCUGGAGAUAUACAAUGAGCAGAUAACAGAUCUUUUAGAACCUACAUCUACCAAUUUGCAGCUUAGAGAAGAUUUAAGAAAAGGAGUAUAUGUUGAAAAUCUUACGGAGUACAAUGUGAAGACUGUUAAUGAUAUCAUUAAACUUCUGUCACAGGGUGCUGCAAAUAGGAAAAUGGCAGCAACCAACAUGAACAGUGAGAGCAGCCGUUCCCACAGUGUCUUCACUUGUAUCAUUGAAAGCUGGUGGGAGAAAGAUUCCAUGACCCACUUUAGGUUUGCAAGGCUAAAUUUAGUAGAUUUGGCUGGUUCUGAAAGGCAGAAAAGCUCUGGUGCAGAAGGAGAUCGUCUAAAAGAAGCAGCAAAUAUAAACAAAUCUUUAUCAACUCUAGGAUUGGUGAUAAUGUCAUUGGUUGAUUUAGCACAUGGGAAACAUAGACAUGUUCCGUACAGAGAUUCUCGGCUGACAUUUCUACUACAGGAUUCUCUGGGUGGAAACUCUAAAACAACCGUUAUAGCAAAUGUCAGCCCAUCUAUGUGCUCUGCACAUGAAACACUAAGCACUCUGAAAUUCGCCCAACGUGCAAAACUCAUCCAAAAUAAUGCUAAAGUGAAUGAAGACGCUUCUGGUGAUGUUAGUACUCUCCAACGGCAAAUUCAACAGUUGAAGGACCAACUAUCCUUUGUAAUAAAGCAUCAUAACCUCUCGACGUCUCUCUCAAGUUGUAUGCCAAAUUUUGAAGACUCUAGAUUGGUUAGCUACCCACAAAUGCAUAAUUCCUUAAAAGAUAAAAGAGCAGCUGAUAACCAUGAUUUAAAAAGCAUUGCAAAUAAGAAGCUGAAAUGCAUGGAAGCUACUUUAGUGGGUGCACUUAGGAGAGAAAAGAUAGCAGAAACAACACUUCGGAAGUUAGAGGCUGAAAUUGAGCAGAUAAACCAAUUUGCUUGCCAAAGGGAGGAGGAGUUGAAGCAAACCAAAGUGAUGCUAAGAUUUCGAGAUGAUAAAAUUAAACAGCUAGAGUUUUUAGUGGAUGGUUCAUUGCCUGUUGAUCAUUAUCUCAUGGAGGAAAACAAAUCUUUAAAGGAGGAGAUCCUGCUACUUCAAGCAAGAAUUGACAAAAAUCCAGAAUUGACACGCUCAGCUUUGGAAAAUUUAGAACUUCUUAAGCAGCUUCAAUUGUUACAGAAUUUUUAUGAAAAAGGAGAACGAGAAACACUGUUGGCUGAAAUAUCACAAUUACGUGAGCAGCUCUUGCACGUGCUUGAAAGAAAGCUCAAUUUCUCCUAUGAAUAUGAGAAUCAGGAUAGUGGUAUUUUAGGAGAGUUGGAAGAUUGCAGGAACAUGAAUUCCAAACUUAUCAGAGAAGUAGAAGACUUAAGAAGAGAACUGAAAAGAUAUUCGAGUUGUAGUCAAGCUGCUUUUGAUGCUGUAACAGAUUCUUUUUCCAAGGAUCCUGAAGAAAUUAGGCUUUCUUUUCCCAAGGAUCCUGAAGAAAUUAGGCUUUCUUUUUCCAAGGAUCUUGAAGAAAUUAGGAAUUCAGAUAAAUACUCAUUGGUCGAGACUGUUUCUGCUGAAAGUGAGUCUGGAGAUGAGAUGGCAUCUUAUAGGCAGGCAGAUGGUAGUCAGAAGAUGAGAAAAGCCUUAGUUAUUCAGUCUAGUGAUACUCAAAAAGAGUUGAUGGAUGCUAGAUCGUUAAUAAAAGCAAUGGAAUCUGAGCAUGCCCAUCUAAUUGAAGAACUGCAACUUACACAGGAGUUGAAUUGCCAGUACAUGGAAAUCUUAAAAGAGAAGAACAAAGUAGAACAAGAAUCAGUGGUUGAAGCUGGAAGUGAGUGUCUGGAAUUACAAAAUCUAGAAAAGAAGAACAGAGAUCUAGUUACGGAGGGCACAGAAAAUCUCCAAAGCAACUUGCAAGCCAAGUUGGAGAAACUGAGUGAAGACCUUGAGCAGGCAAGGUUACUUAAUUGCCAAUAUCAAAAAGAUCAGGCAUCACAGUUAUCUCACCAGCAUCAAGUUAAUUUAAUCCAUGAACAAGUUGAGAUAGAGACAACAAAAACAAUUAUUCAUUUACAGGAAGAGGUUACUGCUCUUCAAUUAGAACUCAAUGAGAAAUUAUGUUCCAUGACCCAAGAAAACAUGAGGCUACGAAAUACCCUAGAAGAGAAAGAGGAAGAGAUAAGGGUACUUUGUGGGGAGUGGGAAAGGGCAACCUUUGAACUAACAAGCUUCCUAGUGGAAGGAUCAAAAUCCCUUGAAGAAGCCUCAGGUCAGAUUGAAAGUAUUGUCUGUUCAUUUCCUCAAGAGAAUGUUUGGAUUAGAGAACAAGUUGAGAAGGCUGCCAAAGCUUGCAUUGACAAGGAAGAAACAAUUUUAUGGCUAGAGAAAAGCUUGGAAGAUGCACAGAAGACAGUUGCAGACAUGGAGCUGAACUUACACCUCUUAAAGGAAGCAACAAUGGCUUUGAAUGAAUUUCCACUAUCAGACAACGAUCAAAGCAUAGAAGAGGCAAUCAACUUAAGCAUGCUGUUAAAUGAGAAGUUCAAAACGAUAAAGAUGCUAGAAAGUAAUGUCAAAUAUCAGGAAUGUCGCACUGUUGAAUCAGAAAAGCUCACUGAUGCUGCAUUGUCUGAUUGCACUGUUGAAUCAGAAAAAUGUGCUGAUGCUGUAUUUUCUGAUUGCCACAAGGUUUCUCUAUGUAAUGACAUUGCAGAGAUGAGCAAAAUGGUUCAAUCUUUAGGCCUGGGAAUGGAAAUUGCAGAACCCUCCUAUCAUAAUGCCAGAAAGUUAGUUGCUGAUGACAAGGUUCAUUAUGCUAGUACUUUCUUAAGCAAGUGUGAGGAAGCCCAAGCAACAAUGAAGGAAGCUGAUCAUACAUUGAAAGUGCUGCUAAAAGCAAAUGAAAAUGCAAAUCACUUGAGUUUUAUGUGGAAGCAAUCCAGCGAGGAACUGAUGAUGGCAAGGUCACAAUUGCUUGAAGAAAAUGAGCAACUUAAGGCUUCAUUAUGUAUGAAAGAAGAAGAGAACAAAUUACUGCUGGAUGAAAUUUAUUGUGGCCUAGUAGAAAUAGCAAACUCUGUGUCUUUAUUUGAGAGAUGUUUUCAGCAAAUGCAAAGAGAAGUGGAUGACAGAUAUAAGGUCUUACAUUCAGAUCUCUCAUCUAUGGGAAAAGACCUGCUUCACUUUAUUUGCAACUCGAGAUCAUCACUUGAAGUUAUUUUCUCUGAGAUAAUGGAGAAGGAAUUUGGUCUCUUUGUCAGGUAUCAAUGUAUCAUAGAAAAGGUAAUCCAAAAAAUUCCAAACUUUGAUGUACAAUCUGGAAUUCCCCCAUUUGGACAGCAAGACUGCUAUACGGCAAUUGAUGCUUCAGAGGAAGUUUGCUCCAGUGGCAAAGAUGAUAUUCUGAUUACUAAUAAGGUCACAGAAGGGGGUAAACUAGUUGCAGACCUGGAAGAAGGAAGCCCGGGUGUAUCAUAUGACAGCAUGACACAUGAUAACAUGUUUCUUAAGAAAGAAUUGGAAAGGAAAGACUUUUUAUUGAAGGGUUUGCUUUUUGAUUUUAGUUUGCUUCAAGAAGCAGCCUCUAACAGAAGUGAUAUCAAAGAUGAAGUUGAAAUGUUAAUUUUGGCUUUGAAUGAAGUUCGACAUGAGCUAGAACUGAAAACAAGUGAGCUUGAUAAGCUUAUGAUGCAGUAUAGAAAAGUUGAAGGCUAUCUGGCAGAUACUGAAAAUGCUUUGGCCAUAUCAAAUUCUGAUAUUGUGCAUGCUAAGGAAAGAAUAGAUUCUUUAUCAGACCAAAACGCUGACUUGAGAAUGCUUCUAAAAGAUCUCUAUCUCAAAAAGUCUGAAGCUGAAGAACAAUUGGAAGAACAAAAGGAGCUUGUUAGACGCUUGGAAAAGGAAAUUAUUCUCUUAACUUCUUCUGUUGAGAAAAAGUUAUGCUUGUCAGUUGAAGGCUUUGAAGAAGAGUUGAGAAAUGCCAAUAAUGAGAGAGAGCGAUUUCGUGAAGAAAUUUGUGCUUUGAAUGAUAAGCUUCAGAUGGCAUAUGCAUUAGCUGAUGAAAAUGAAGCUGUUGCUGUUGAAGCUCGACAGGAGUCAGAGGCAAGUAAAAUAUAUGCUGAACAGAAGGAAGAGGAGGUCAAGAUUUUAGAACAUUCUGUGGAGGAACUUGAGAGCACCAUAAAUGUAUUAGAGAGAAAGGUGCAUGAAAUGGAUGAGGAGGUAGAAAGACAUCGGUUGAUUAGAGAAUCAUUAGAAAGGGAGCUUCAAGCUUUAAGGCAUAGAUUGUCAACAGUUGAAAACUUCACUGACAUUAUGGACUCUGAAAACAGAAACUCCAUUCAAAAUGAAGAUCUUAUAUCUAGUAAAUUGAAACUCUCUGAGGCGCAUAACCAAAUAAGAUUUCUUGAUAGGGACAUUGCAGAAAAGGAUAAAGAGAUCAAUCAAUUGAAACAAUACAUCUCUGAACUUGUUUUGCAUUCUGAAGCCCAGGCAUCACAGUACCAAGAGAAGUAUAAGACCUUGGAAGCCAUGGUUCGUGAAGUUAAAACAAGUUUAUCGAAUUCAGCAUCGACAGUAGCAAUACAGGAUAAAAGCGAGAAAAGCUCAGUGAGAACAAGGGGCUCGAGUUCACCAUUUAGAUGCAUUGCAAGUUUGGUUCAGCAGAUGAGUCUGGAGAAGGAUCAAGACUUGUCAGUGGCAAGGCUUCGGAUAGAAGAGCUAGAAGCAGCAUUGACUAGUCAGCAGAAGGAGGUGUGUACGCUAAAUGCUAGGCUGGCUGCAGCAGAAAGCAUGACCCAUGAUGUCAUUCGUGAUCUACUUGGCGUCAAAUUGGACAUGACUAACUAUGCAAACUUGAUUGACCAGCACCAGGUUCACAAAUUAGUGGAGGCAGCUCAUAAGCAAACAGAAGAGUUCCGUGCAAAGGAUCAAGAAAUCUUGAACUUGAGGAGACAGAUGAACGAUCUGAUUGAAGAAAACGAGAGUUGCAUCUUUGAAAUAAAAGAGAAAGCAGCAGAUACGCUAGGUGCUCAGAUGAUUGUCGAGCAACUUAAGGAGCGGGAUCAGUGGCUUUCCGCACAGAAUGAAAUGCUGAAGAUGGACAAAAGCAAUCUGCUAAGGAGAGUUGCAGAACUGUAUGAGAUGAUAAAAACUCUUCUCGGAACAGAGUCAGAGAGUACCCAAAAGCAGAUUCAACAGACAUCAAAAACUAAGGAGAAUUGCACGUCAAGGAUGGGUAAUGGUGAUUUCGCUAAGAGGUUGGCACACUCUGAAAAGCUCCUUUCUCGUGUGAAUGAUGAACUUGCGCAGUAUCGUGGAUCAAGCAGCAAUCAUCCGCGAGUCAAAAUCUCCGGGAAUGGCCUAGAAUUAAAACACAGGAAGCAGAAGGCUUAGCGCAACAUUGUACAGAUCCGUUUGUUCUCGUGCAGCUGAAGGGGCUGAUCACCACUUGCAAUGACUACACUUCUAAUAAGUUUUUGGCAUCCGAUAUACCGUACAUCUUCGUAUAUUCUCAUACAAGGCUUUUCUAAGCUCAGUCAAUUCGUUAAAUUGUUGUAAUUAUUUUACAUUAUAUGUUGGUCCUAUUUCAAACGGCUUCUCGCUAGAAACUACAUUUUUUCUUGAAUCAAUUCCACCAAAGGUUUUCAGUAA
Messenger RNA from Jatropha curcas, 6877 nucleotides. Lineage: Eukaryota; Viridiplantae; Streptophyta; Magnoliopsida; Malpighiales; Euphorbiaceae. The record is from RefSeq and is a predicted model, not a curated record.